AUGAGUAAAGAACAAUAUCAUUCAGAUUUUGAAAUGGGAAGUGAUACAGAUGAGUCAGAUGAUAAUUCCAUUGAUCAUGAAGAUUUUUAUCGACCUAAAAACAGAGAACCUAUUGAUAAUACAGAAGUGAAAUUGACAUUAAUGCAAAGAGCACGUAGACGUCCAGUCAGUGAUCGAAAUCAAAGGAAUACAUCACACUGUAUAAAAUCAUCUCUGCGUAAUUGGAUGUAG
Molecule: messenger RNA, 231 nt
Organism: Schistosoma mattheei
Lineage: Eukaryota; Metazoa; Platyhelminthes; Trematoda; Strigeidida; Schistosomatidae
Source: the annotation of a GenBank genome assembly